Thalassophryne amazonica is the source of this 1217-nucleotide messenger RNA. It is a transcript of the gene slc35d2, whose product is annotated as solute carrier family 35 member D2. The transcript has 12 exons. Gene Ontology annotation, molecular function: GDP-fucose transmembrane transporter activity; antiporter activity. The coding region runs from base 71 to 1093 and encodes 340 amino acids. Lineage: Eukaryota; Metazoa; Chordata; Actinopteri; Batrachoidiformes; Batrachoididae. Gene Ontology annotation, cellular component: Golgi apparatus. The record is from RefSeq and is a predicted model, not a curated record.
GCUCGUGCAGCAGCAGACCGGAAACAAGCUUGAAAAUAACCGCUGGUAAACUUUAACAACACUCACAAAAAUGUCUUCCGGAACUUGUGUGGAAACUGCUGAACACUCCUCACUCCUGAGGUUUUUGUCUGCUGUAUUUUACGCCGGCAGCUCGUUUUUUAUCACGGUGGUGAAUAAAACGGUGCUGACGAGCUUCAGGUUUCCCUCCUACAUGUGUCUUGGAAUCGGUCAGAUGAUCACAACUGUUCUAGUCCUUUAUGCUGCCAAAAUGAGCAAAACCAUACAGUUUCAAGACUUUGACAGAAGUGUUCUAGUGAAAAUUUUCCCUCUUCCACUGCUAUACGUUGGAAAUCACAUAACAGGACUGGCGAGCACCAAAAAGCUCAGCUUGCCCAUGUUUACAGUAUUCCGGAAAUUCACCAUAGUGAUGACAAUGAUCUUGGAAGUAUAUGUACUAAGAAAAACAUUUCCAAAGAGUCUUGUGUACAGCGUUUUGGCUAUAGUCCUUGGUGCCAUGGUUGCUGCAAGUUCUGACCUGGCAUUUGAUGCUGAAGCCUAUGUUUUCAUAUUGCUGAAUGAUGCCUUCACUGCCACCAGCAGCGUGUACACCAAGAAGAAACUAGGCGCUGAGGGACUGGGGAAAUAUGGUGUCCUAUUUUACAAUGCACUAAUCAUUGUUAUCCCCACUCUAUUGGCAAGUGCAUUUACAGGAGACCUACACAAGGCAGUUACUUUUGAAGACUGGGUCAAAACCACAUUUGUGUUUUGUUUUCUCAUGUCUUGUAUCAUGGGAUUUGUACUGAUGUACUCCAUCAUUCUGUGCAGCUAUUAUAACUCAGCCCUUACUACUGCAGUAGUCGGGGCAAUUAAGAACGCUGCAGUGGCAUACGUUGGCAUUUUUGUGGGUGGAGACUACUUGUUCUCUUGGACAAAUUUCAUAGGCCUUACUAUUUGUAUAUCAGGUGGACUGGUGUACUCGUACCUGACAAUUCACAAAACAUCUGGAGGCAAUGCAGACCAAACACAGCUGAAGAUCCACAUUGCAGAUGAUUCUACACAGAAGUACUGUGCCUCUCAAACAGAUACUAUUUAAGCUGUCACCACUUGGUGGCAAUGUUCUGCUCCAUAUUGGAGCAAAAUUUGUCUUAAAACCUGUGCCGGGAUUUUAAAUGUUCCCAUCUGAUGAAAUCAGUGAGGCAAUAAAGUGACAGGAAGCA